UAUUAAUUUAAAUUACGCACUAAAAAUGCAUCCUACAACAUAAUUACUUUAAGAAGCUAGAGAUAGAGUGACAUUUCCGAUUUAAGAGCUAACCAAACUUAUCUAUGGAAAUGAAGAGAUCUAUCAAACCUUUAUGAAAGCAUAAAAGAUCAUAGAAAAUGAACCAACUAUUAAAAAUCAUCCUGAUUAUCACAAUUGGGGACGCAAAGAACAGAUUAUCAAAUCAUAUGAAAAAAUAAGAAUUAUGCAUUAACAUUUUAAUCUAAGCAAUGCUGCUCAUUGGGCACCUAUGUUAAGUUUAUUCUAAGGUACAACACCUUCAGCAGUAUCAUUUGGAAUGACUGUUCCUGCUUUGAGGUUCCUUGGAACAGAUGAAUAAUUCAAUCUCUGGGGUCCUAAAUUUCUUACUAUGGAAAUUGUCGCUGCAUAUGCUUAAACAGAAAUUGGACAUGGAAGUGACGUCUAAAAUUUAGAAACCAUAGCAACAUAUAAUUCAUAAACUAAUGACUUUGUGUUGCAUACACCUUCAGUCUCAGCUGUCAAAUGUAAACAUUAAGAAAUAUUUAUUAGUUUGGCCAGGAGAACUGGGAUUUUUAUCAAAUUAUGCGCUUGUUUAUGCUAAGUUGAUUUUUAAUGGUAAGAAUAAAGGAGUCCAUCCUUUUAUGGUUCAGAUUAGAGAUAACUCAACACAUAAGCCAUUAAAAGGUGUAGCAGUUGGAGAUAUAGGACCAAAGUUAGGAUAUUCUACAAAAGAUAAUGGAUUUUUAGCAUUUGAUAACUAUAGAAUUCCUUUGAAUAGUUUACUAGCUAGAUACGUUAGGAUAGAGAAUGGAUAAUUUUCAAGACAUGGAAAUGAAAAGGUAAACAUAAAAUAUCAUAUAUUAGAUAUCAUAUGCAUCAAUGAUGGUAUCUCGACAAUUAAUUAUUUUCAUUUAUCCUAGAAUGGCCGCUUAAAGUUUAACUGUAGCCAUCAGAUAUUCAAUAACUAGAUAAUAAUUUACAAAUGAUAAAGGUGUAGAGAACUCAGUACUAGAAUAUUAAACAUAAUAAGACAAAUUAUUACCAAGAUUGGCCACAUGUUAUGGGAUGAUCUUUGUAGGUUUCCGUAUAAUGGAAUUAGUGGAUGACAAUUUCCAUAGAGUGUAAAAGAAAGACUUUAGUACUUUGUAGUAAUCACAUGCAAUUUUAAGGUAUAUAAAUUAAAAUAUUAUCUAUAGUGCGUUAAAAGCUUGGUCUUCUUAAUGGGUUGUUGAUACUGCUGAAUGGUGUAGAUUGUCAUGUGGUGGUCAUGGUUAUGCACAUUAUUCAGGAAUUCCAGCCAUUUAUUUUGAUACUGCUCCUAAUGUUACAUUAGAAGGAGAGAAUCAAGUAAUGUACCUUUAAGUAGCAAGAUACUUACUUAAAGUCUUAUAAUAUGUGGAAAAGAAUCCAGAAAAAGUUCCAUUUUAUUUUAAUUUUGUACUCCACAUAAAAGAAACUUUAGCUAAUUAAAGUACAGAAUAUGGAUAGUUAUUAAAAUUGACUUUAACAAUCUAAUUAAUAAGUGUUGCAAAGAAGAUUAAGGAUAGCAUGAGUACAGGUAAGAAUUUUUAACAAGUUUGGAAUGAAGUAGUUGGAGUACAAUUAUUAUCAGUUGCAUAAAGAUAUGCUGAAUAUUUUACAUAUUUAGUAUUUUAAGAAUAAAUUUAAAGUGCGAAUUCCUCAGUAAAGGAAAUAUUAUAAUAAUUGUGUGAUUUGUAUUCAUUGUAAGUAAUUUUGGAUAAUCCAAACACUCUAAUUGAAUCUGGUAGGAUUAAUGGUGAACAAUUUAAGUAGCUUAAUGAAGCUAAAAUUGAAUUAUUGAACAAGAUCAAACCUUAAGCCUUGGGUUUGGUUGAAGCAUUCAAUUUUAGUGAUAAUGCUUUAAGAACUUGUAUUGGAUGUCAUGAUGGAAAACCAUAUGAAUAUAUUUAUGAAUGGGCCACAAAAGAGAACUCAGUUAAUAUUAAAGGAGUGCCUCAAGCUGUUAAUGAUUUGAUGGGCACUAAAAUCAAAGCUAGAUUAUGAUAUUAAUUAUUUU
Molecule: messenger RNA, 2059 nt
Organism: Paramecium sonneborni
Lineage: Eukaryota; Ciliophora; Oligohymenophorea; Peniculida; Parameciidae
Source: the annotation of a GenBank genome assembly